This is a messenger RNA of Monodelphis domestica (gray short-tailed opossum), 2457 nucleotides long. RefSeq names its product achaete-scute family bHLH transcription factor 5 (gene ASCL5). NCBI's taxonomy places the organism in Eukaryota, Metazoa, Chordata, Mammalia, Didelphimorphia, Didelphidae. Gene Ontology annotation, biological process: developmental process; regulation of transcription by RNA polymerase II. The record is from RefSeq and is a predicted model, not a curated record. Gene Ontology annotation, molecular function: RNA polymerase II transcription regulatory region sequence-specific DNA binding; protein dimerization activity; DNA-binding transcription factor activity, RNA polymerase II-specific.
UCUUUUCUUUAGCAGCGUUGAUUCUGAACUACUGAGAUGAUCCCUGAAGGGCAACUCCAUCUGUAACAUCAGUCCUCACUUCCUCAGGGCAGCAUCUAAAUCUCUUCCUACAAUUCCCAGGAUUUGGCCAUCACUACUCUGGUGAAAUUCUUCCUCAUCAAUUUUCUGGAAAAAAAAGAGAGAGAGAGAGAAGCCUGCUUCUAUGUGUCUGAGGAAUAGAAUUCCAGUAAUAGAACCAAAAAGACUUGUUUAGAUUCCCUCUACAGAAAUGUGCAGAGACAAGGUCUACUGACUUGUCCAUGGGAACUUGGGAAGACAGAGAAGGUGACCAGAAGGCUUCCAGGGCUGCAGACAGCAUUUGAGAUGGAAGUGGUUGGCUCUGGGGAAAAGAGGUUCUUCUCCAGGAGUAAUGGCUUAUAUUAGAGCCUGGAAGCCCCCAGACAUCUUCCUAAUGAGAAAAUACUCCAACAUCUUUUCUCAAAUCUAGACUGUGGCUAGAGAUGUGACUUAUACCCUGAAGGUGGCUUUAAAGCUCUUGAGACCUUGGAGGAGUAGGGAUUCCUCUGGGUCUAUCUUAAUCAGUGAUCAUGAACAAUAACUUCUGCCGUGCUCUGGUGGACAGGAGGCCUGUGGCUUCCCCCAGCUGUAUGCAGCUAGGGAUUGUGACCCCUCCUGGGCAUUCCCACCUCCCCCCCACAGAGUCCUUGACAAGCAUGCCUUUCCUGCUCUACCCUAGCAAUGUAGAGCCAGCCUAUUAUGACACAUAUGGUGGGGUGUUCCCCUAUGUCCCAUUCCAUGGUCCCUUUGGAGUCUAUGAUUACCCAUUUGAGCCAGCCUUCAUCCAGAAACGCAAUGAAAGGGAGAGACAAAGGGUGAAGUGUGUCAAUGAGGGCUAUGCCCGACUCCGGGGACACCUUCCAGGAGCACUAGCAGAGAAAAGGCUCAGCAAAGUGGAGACCCUUCGAGCUGCCAUUCGCUACAUCAAAUACCUUCAAGACCUGCUUAGCACAGCACCAGAGGGCACAGCUUCCACCUCUGGCAGUAGUCUCUUGGGAGGAGGACCAGCUCCCAACCCUCCCCCUGGUCCACUGACGGACUGCACCAGUGAUGGUGAAUCCAAAGCUUCUUCCUCCCUGGUCCCAGAGUCAUCCUCUUCAUCCUACUUCUCCUCAUCCCCCUUCUGCGAAUCAGAGGAAUCUAGCCACUAACACCCCCUCAUACCUAUAAUCCUUCCCCUUUCUCUCUCCUUCCCUCUCUCCCUCUGACUCCAGGAGGCCAACGGUGCAGGGGAUUCAGGUGGGAAGAGGUUUGACCUGGUUGGCAAUUCACUGCCAAUUCCUCUUGCUUGUCCCACUCUGAUGGUGCCUGGCACUCAGAGCCAGUCCUCUUGGAAUAGUUGCAAAGUGUAAGGAAACCUUUUGAAUGUGCUAUACAGUAACCCCGAGAUCCCCACUAGAUGGCUCCAAACACCAAAAUUCUAGCAUCUCCUCCUGGUUCCAGCCAAUUCCCUGUGACCAAGGACCAUUGACAAUCUAUAAUGGUAGAAAGAGUUAUCCUACCCCAGAGUUCCUUGCAAAGACAAAAUCACAAGGCCAGGUCUACAUGCCAAAAUACAACCACAUUCUCUCCCCAACAACUCACACCAGAAGAGGAAGAGGAAGAGGAAUUCUAGGUCAGGCACUAUGCUAAUAUUUCCCAAAUAUUAUUUCAUUUGAGAUAACUCAUUCUUAGUUCACCUAUCCAAAGGACCUCAACUCCUCUGCUCCUUAGGUCAUGACAUAAAGGCAAGAGAGCUCAGGGAGAAUAGGGAGGGGAGGCAUUGUGGGAUUUAUCCUUCCAAGCUCUUUUGAGGUCAAAGCAAGCAGAAUGAAAGAUAGAUGUGGGGAUGGUAGAGCAAGGUUCCAUUGGAUUGAACUCUGUGGUUUUACCUUUCCCAAAAUAAGUGUCCUACCACCCUCUGAUAUACACAGUGGGUGUAUAUACAAUGCCUAUGCUGCAUUCAUGGUCUCUUCAAAGUCUAUGACCCUGGUGGCAAAUCUAUGGGCAGGCACACCAGAGGGGGCACUCAGAGUCCUCUCUGGGCAUACAUGCCAUCAACCCAGCACAGAAUUUACCAGAGUUUGUUACUAGAAAGCCAUAGGGACACAGUGCCUGGCUGCUCCUCUCCCCGUCUCCACACAUUAGUUUGGGGUUGCAGUUUGGGUACUCAGUCUCUAAAAGGUUUGCCAUCACUGGUCUAUGACUACCCACUAGAGCCAGCCUUCAUCCAGAAAUGUCAUGAGAGGGAGUAGCUGGGGAAAGAGUAUCAAGGACUACCUUACUCAAUGUUGCCUCUUCUGUUUCUUCUUUCAUAUUUCAAGCCUCUUAAGGACAGGGACAAUGUGUGUGUCUGUGUGCCUUGACUCUAUACUACCACCACCACCCCCAGCACACUGCCACUACAAAUAAGGUUUUAAU